AUGACUCUUGGCUUGUACCAUUCAUUGUAUGAAUGGUUUCAUCCAUUUUACAUGAAAGAUGUUGCAAACAAUUUUUCAACACAGGAUUAUGUUAAGGUGAGAGACAUAAAAUCAAACUGUUUGAUGUAUCUAUAAAAUUUUUAUUAUUAAUUAGUAUAACAGUUUAAAAUAUUUUUUUAUCAUGAGAAAAAAUUACUAUAAAAUUUCAAAAAUGAGCCCCUCCAAAUACAAAUGUGAAUAUGUUAUUGCCCUCCGUUAUAAAUACCCUCUGCAUAAUGUGCCUCCUCUAAGUAUAAACUACUUAAAUUGAUGGUGCUUUCAAGUAUAUGCUUGCUGGACUUACUUUUGGAAUUUUAAACCAUGUUACAACGUGUUCUUCCUGCGACGUGACAAUAUAUAGCAUAACAGCAUCAGAACCCAGGUGGGAGGGCACUCCCUAUAAUGCCCUAUAACAGAAGGCUCCGCCCAAAAGGGGUACCUUUUUUCAGGCUUCUGGUAUAUGGAAGGGUAGGGAUUUCUCUAAUUGAAGUAUAUGAAAGGGGAGGGAAAUCUGUCAUUUUAGUUUGUAAAAAGGCCCAAAAGGGCUAGCAGAUGCAUUUUAUGCUUUGAAAAAGUCGAGAAAACGUUUUGGUUUUGUGAUUUAUUCAUAUUUCAAAGACAGUGUAUUAAUUUACAGCAGUUAACAGGGAUGCGAAGUUUGUAAAUUGGGUACGUGAAAGGGAUACCAUUUGUCAAUAGAAUGUACAUAUAUAUGAAACUCAAAGGGGUACCUUUUUUGUCAAAAAUGGUAUGUAAGAGCAGUGGCGGAUCCAGGGGCCCCACCCCAGCCUCCGCCCCUUAUUUUUCGAACAAAAUAAGGCAAGAAGGGCCGAAAAAAAUUUUUUCAGACACUGCCCCCCCUUAACUCAGGGUCUGGAUGACCCCCCCGUUAUCUGAAGGUCUGGAUUCGCCACUGGUAAGAGGGUACUAUUAUAGGGGUUAGACCGUAGGGUGGAGCCUCCCCGUAUAAAACUUUUUAAAUUUGUUGAGUACUUACUUGUAUCAUAGCUAUGACAGUAAUGCAUUUACUGUUUUGUGAUGCUCACAUUAUAUCAUAUAUCAACUAUUAUUACCAGAAACUCAUAAGGGGUUGAACAACCCCUUAUGAGUUUCUGAUAUUGCAUCAUAUAAAUACCAGAAUGUGUUGAAACCAGAGCUGUAUGACUUGAUCAAUACAUACAAGCCUGAGUAUCUAUAUGCCGAUGGACCACAUGGACCUGAUACUUACUGGGGUAGCCAGGAGUUCUUAGCAUGGCUGUACAAUGAAAGGUAGCCUGAAAAUAGUGUUAAUGUGUAAUUUUUUAAGAGUGUAAUGUAUAGUAAAGCUUGUGUGAAAAAAUGGCCCUGAGUUAAGUCAAAUUCAGAAAACAAGUAACAACUGAGGUAUUUCAGAAAUGACUAUUGUGUUGUGACCAAUCACAACAAAGAUCUGGAAAGGCGAGCAAGCCACAAAACCUUCACAACCUAAUGACCAUUGUCACUUAGCCUGCUUAGCUUUCUCAUGCCUGAUUGGCUAUUUUUCCCAACUUUUGUAACAAAUAACCAUCCAGAAGAAUUUUGGUGAUCACAAGUACACAGUUUUCUGAGUUUCACACAAGCCAUUCAAUUAAAAAACCUCGGACACAAGAAAGACAUAAGCCUCAAGACCAUAAUCCAGUGAAAAAUUAUCAACUUGUCAAAGGAUAAGUUUUAAAAAACACUGGCGUCUCAAAGGGUAGCUAGUGCUCCUGAGCCCACCUGGUUAUGUUAAAAAGGUCAGCAGAUAUUUCCUUUUGACAGCUAUCAAUUGACUUUGAUAUGGAUCAAACAAGAAUAGUGCAUACUGUAUUCCUCAUUGCUAAAAUUGGCAGUCUUUUUAUGUGUGGGUAUAAAGCAGGAUUACAGCAAGGGGAUCAAGGACAGCAAUUUUGUAACUAGGUAAGUUUUCUGUCAGGGUCUCAGUGGAGUUUGGCCUGCGUCAGAUGUCCCAGAUGUUACCUAACCCGGAUUAGUAACAUCUGCGAUGCAGCACAUAUAUCCUUGUUCUGGGCCCCAAACAGACUCAAUGAAUUACCAGAAAUGCGUUUUGAAAUUUGCUUCAACCUGAUUGGUGAAUUGACAGUGGCUUUUUUAAAAGGCCAAUGAUAGCAUGCAAUCAAAUCCUGAUACACUGGUGGGUCAGCCCUGAACAAGGGUUUCAGUAACCAGAAGUUAGUUCUGUCUGUGGUGCAGGUUAGGUGGAGAAUUGAAUAUUGUUUAUACUCUUGUUUUAAUAGUCCUGUUAAAGACACCAUUGUGACAAAUGAUCGUUGGUGUGACAAUGGUUGUAAAUGUCAUCAUGGAGGCACUUUCACUUGCACAGAUAGAUAUAAUCCAGGUAAACUAUUGAGCUAUGUAUUUUUUAAGCUACUAUAGCUUACAUUACCAGGUUAUAUUUUUAAACCAUCUCUUUCCAAAUUUGGCAUAGUCCCAGACACCACACUGUUUUUCAAACAUUUCCUGUGGUACCAAAGAUUGACAGUUCACAACAUUUUACAGGAACACUACAAAAGCACAAAUGGGAAAAUGCCAUGACUGUCGACAGAUAUUCAUGGGGCUUCAGGCGGAACAUGAUUUUUGAGGAUGUUUUAGACAUGAAGGAACUGUUAUACCAACUGGUUUCCACCGUAAGGUUAGCAAACAUUACAGUUACUAUAGAGUUGUCUUUAAUUGACAUUUUAAGAAUAAUUUUCGAAAUAAAUGCUAAGUAAUUUUAGCUCAUGGCCACCUCGUUCCGAGGUAGACAAGAGCCCUGGGAAUGCAAGUUUAAUUCAUGGCCAGGUUUUCCAGUUUCUACCUUUUAACUCCUUGUCAGAGAAAAAUCUAUUACACUGUUCAGCCAUGGUGAAAAUUAUCGAAUAAACAUAUAAUAAUCUGCCAAAAAAGGUAAUCCCUUAAUGUUGAUUUUUGUUGUGCUCAUUUCCAUAAUAUGGAGCAAGUUCAAGUUUUAACUGAAGUGGUGUCCAUUUUAUAUAGCUGUGGUGGAAAUAUGCUCAUGAAUGUUGGACCAACAGCAGAUGGCAGAAUUGUGCCAAUAUUCCAACAGCGACUGCUGCAGAUGGGAGAAUGGCUGUCUGUCAAUGGUGAAGCUAUUUAUAGCACCAAGCCCUGGAGAGCUCAGAAUGAUACCAUCAACCAACAUGUGUGGUAAAUGCAAUAAGAUUCUACAUCAGCAUAAUAUUUUGGGGAAACUGCCCACCUACCCUUCCCUUAAAAUAACAUUUUGCCCCAAGUAGGGGUUAUAUUCAACUUUGGCUUAGGGAAGGGGUAGGUAGGCAUUUUUCCUGAAUUUACACUUAUGUAAUAGACCUCUUAAACUUUUAUGUUUUGUUUUCCCAAUGAAGACGAAGGUCUCGGGGAAAUUUGCCCAUUUGUUAGCGUAGGCCAUACGUACAUACGCACGGAAUAAGACAAAAGAGUUCUCUGGAGUAUAUUCUUAAUCAGUAUCUCAAGUUAGCAUUUUGGAUAAAAAUUUUUUUUGUCAAAUAGCGCGAUAAGUCCACUGUUUCUGGUUUCUGUCAAACUUUCAUUUAAAUUUCUUAACACUUUCAGUGUGUAAAUUAGAUUUCUGCCUUUCGUUUCGAGAGCCACCCGUUUACUUUGGCGUUCCACCUAAUUAACACUUGAGAAUGUAAAUUGUAUUAAAAACUUUCCUCGUAACAUAUAUUUGGGCGGCCUGUGAAUGGGUAUGAAUGUAAUGAUCACGAUCAUGGAAAACCUCCACGAGUGACUGCAACCAUCGUUUUUAUAAGUAAUGUACGUUUUAAUAAUUACAUACGACCAAUGGCUUUGCUUGUCGUUCUUUUUAAAACGUUGUCGAUUUGCAAUUCUCCUUUACUGUUUUUUCUGUUAGGUACACUUCUAAACUUGAUGCAGUGUACGCAGUUCUUCUCGAGUGGCCUUUAACUGAUGAACUUACCCUCGGAGCUCCAAUCAGCGCCAGUGGAACUCAAGUUACUAUGCUGGGUUACGAAGGGGAGUUUAACUGGAAACCAGCUACUGACAAAGGCGGAAUUAUUGUAACUUUCCCUAGUAUCCCUGUGAGCAAGCUUCCUUGUCAAUGGGCGUGGGCUCUCAAACUAGAAAAUGUCAAGUAG
This is a messenger RNA of Porites lobata, 4154 nucleotides long. NCBI's taxonomy places the organism in Eukaryota, Metazoa, Cnidaria, Anthozoa, Scleractinia, Poritidae. The record is from the annotation of a GenBank genome assembly.